Molecule: messenger RNA, 851 nt
Organism: Solea solea (common sole)
Lineage: Eukaryota; Metazoa; Chordata; Actinopteri; Pleuronectiformes; Soleidae
Gene: rab19
Product: ras-related protein Rab-19
Exons: 5
Coding region: 124-822 (232 amino acids)
Cellular component (GO): trans-Golgi network
Molecular function (GO): GTPase activity; GTP binding
Source: RefSeq, a predicted model, not a curated record
AGAGAAUCAGAUUGAGAACAGCAUGCUCACUCCGUGUUUUAGCAUCUCUGAUGUCAAUAAAUGAAGCCUGAGGUAUUUUGACCCAUUACAGACAGAGCCUUAAUAGAAAAUCCAUAUCCCAAGAUGCAGUGGUGCAGGUGGGCCGGCGGUUGGAGAUCACACCUACCAAGACAGUCUGCAGGACCAGAGAUUGAGGACUCUUUUGACUUUCUUUUUAAAAUCAUCCUGAUCGGAGACUCUGAUGUGGGGAAGACGUGUGUGGUCCAGAGAUUCAAAUCUGGCAUUUUCAUUGAAAAGCAGCAAAACACCAUCGGGGUUGACUUUACUGUUCGUACCCUAGACAUUGAUGGCAAGAAAGUGAAGAUGCAGGUGUGGGACACGGCUGGACAGGAGCGUUUCCGCACCAUAACUCAGAGCUACUACCGCAGCGCUCAUGGGGCGAUGGUCACCUAUGACAUCACACGUCGCCCCACAUUUGAAUCUGUUACCCACUGGAUACAGGAGGUGGAGCAGUAUGGAGCUGCCAGUGUUGUUGUGAUACUCAUAGGGAACAAGUCAGACCUCCAUGAUCAGAGGCAGGUGUUGUUUGAGGACGCGUGCACUCUGGCAGAAAACAAAAGUGUCCUCGCUGCUCUAGAAACCUCGGCUAAGGAGGCCCAGAACGUGGAGGCAGCCUUUAACCUCAUGGCCCGGGAGCUGCUGGCACGCAAUGGCAUGACCAUCAUGGACGAGUCUUCUCAAGAACCAUCUCAAUUCAUGCUGCGCAACAGUUCUCACCCAGUCCAUGGUAUUAUGUCUUCAGAUAAGAAGUGCGGGUGCUGAGCAGACUCGAAGACACAUAAAGUUUCUCC